CCGCGAUAAAGUAACCCUGGUAGCUCCAUGGCUUGAUUUGGGAGCGAUUUGGGGCCAAAUCUACCACGGCACCCCCACCAUGCAAGUUCAGGCGCAGUAACCUGUGGUUCGAGGCGACCUGAAUACUCCUGUGGCAAAGCCCCCCUUCCCUCCAGGUUUCCUCUUGAGAAUUCUGCUUUGUAUCGUGCUUUCCUCCGUGAUCUAUAUAGUCUUACCUUCGCCCUGGUGCAACAGGCCCUCUCAGCUCUGUAGUGGCUUAAAUGUGAUAAACGAACAGGAAGACCGGCCACAAGCUUACAUCUCCGGCUCAUCUCAGCCAAAGUCUUGAUCACCAUGUCGCAACCUCCAAGCUAUGUCCUCCCUCGUGAUUAUCUCGACAAUGUCCGACUAAACCUGCACCACUACCUUUGUGUGGAGCUCUUUGGAUACCACACGCAUCCCGCCAUCCCGAUCAGCAACACCAAGCUGAGGGUUGCAGAUAUUGGCACAGGAACUGGGGUCUGGCUCACGGAUCUCGCCCGGCGACUCCCACCAUCGGUGCAGCUAGAUGGGUUCGACAUUUCGCUGGAGGCCCUUCCACCCAAAGAGUGGCUGCCAGCUAAUCUCCGCACUACCAUAUGGGAUGUCAAGACGGAAGUUCCCGACGAGCUAGUUGGUGUCUACGACAUAGUCCAUAUCAGUCAUUUCGUCUUUGUGCUCCUCGACGAAGAGGUCCAGCCUGUGCUUGAUAAGGUCAUGAGACUGCUCAAACCGGGCGGCUACCUCCAAUGGUCCGAAGUCGACAUGGGCUCGUUCCGAAUCGAGACCACCACCAGUCCCGCAACGACCACGGCCCUGGAGCGCCUCUUCCGCCUCUCCGAGGGCCAUGACCCCCGUCUUCGACCGCGCUGGGUGCCCCACCUCGGCUCGAAGCUCGCCGCAGCCGGCUAUCAGGCCAUCACCUCCGACGUCCGGGACGCGCCCGGCGAUCUAGCGCUCGCGCUGCACGACUGCAACCUGAUGAUCAACGCGAGUUUCGCGCGGCGGUUUGCGGUGACCGAGCCAGUCGCGCAGACCCUGGCGCAGCUGAUGCUCGAGGUCGAGCGGGAGACGCGGGAGGGAGCGUGCUGGGCUUUCACGAGGUAUACGGUUGUGGGGAGGAAACCGGGGGCUGCGGGACAGCGAUGCGCGAUAUAAAAGGAGCUUUGUGGAUAGCGUGGCUUUUGUUGUGUGGACUGGUAUCCAUCGUAUUGAAUCUGCGCCUGUGACUGGUUUUUGGCCCUGUUCAAUUGAGUUAACAAUGUUUCGAAUGUAAUCUUGAAGGAGGGAAGAAAGAAAGACAGCCUGUACGUGGCUCGCUGGGCUGACGACUAAGGAGUUCGGGGCCGGCAAUCUCGAAAGGUAGCAUCCCUCAUUCUCAUUCGCUGAGAAACAAGCCUCUGUUUUGUUCGGUCACGUGACAUGUUCCUGCUAUCAGGUAUCCCACGGUUUGAUGCCAUGCUGUCGUUUUUGAGUAGAGUUCAUGUUUUGCUAUGCUCUUGUGGCUGGUCUUUUAUUGCGGGUAGUAGAUUUUGCGUGUC
Aspergillus uvarum CBS 121591 is the source of this 1559-nucleotide messenger RNA. Its product is annotated as class I SAM-dependent methyltransferase. Bases 334 to 1176 code for a protein of 280 amino acids. Lineage: Eukaryota; Fungi; Ascomycota; Eurotiomycetes; Eurotiales; Aspergillaceae. The transcript has 5 exons. The record is from RefSeq and is a predicted model, not a curated record.